Molecule: messenger RNA, 479 nt
Organism: Pneumocystis murina B123
Lineage: Eukaryota; Fungi; Ascomycota; Pneumocystomycetes; Pneumocystales; Pneumocystaceae
Product: 40S ribosomal protein S17
Exons: 4
Coding region: 60-479 (139 amino acids)
Biological process (GO): translation
Cellular component (GO): ribosome
Molecular function (GO): structural constituent of ribosome
Source: RefSeq, a predicted model, not a curated record
AAAAAACAAACUAUAUUCAAACAAUCUUAACACAGUAUUCCUAAAGAUUCAAAAAUAAUAUGGGUCGUGUUAGAACUAAAACUGUUAAACGUGCUUCACGAGUAAUUAUUGAAAAAUAUUAUCCUCGGCUAACUCGUGAUUUUCAUACAAAUAAGAAAGUUUGUGAUGAAGUAGCUAUUAUCGCUUCAAAAAAAUUAAGAAAUAAAAUUGCGGGAUAUACAACACAUUUGAUGAAAAGAAUACAAAAAGGGCCAGUCUGUGGGAUUAGUUUCAAACUUCAAGAAGAGGAAAGAGAAAGAAAAGAUCAAUAUGUUCCAGAGAUAUCUGCUCUUAGUACGAAUGUUACAGCACUUGAAGUAGAUAUUGACACUAAGAAUAUGUUAAAGGCAAUAGGCUAUGAUUCCGUUGCGGUCACUGUAAAUACAUCACUAGCAGGUGCAGUUGAACAACAAACAUUUAGAAACCAAAGGCGUCCUUAA